AUCCCGUUGGUGUUCCGCCUGUGGAAAACCGACAGUUGGAACGUUUACUCUUCACCGUGCUCCCAUCCGUUGGUAGUGUCCGUUAGCGGCCAUAUCUACUAUAACCGCAUUCAUUCAUUUUUAGACGCACUGUUAUUUUUUUUUUUUUCCUUUAACCAAAAGGCGGCUGUUGAGUGGGAAAGCCGUGAGCAUCUCGUUGUUUCGUUACCCUCUCGGACGUUUGUCGGUUUAUGCCUCGGUGAGUGUCCGUUGAAGGCUGGGUGGUAACAGUUCGGCUUCACGAUGAUCGAGCGACCAGAGACCGCGGUUCCCAGUAUCGCUCAGCGGAACCUAGAGGGCUACGUGGGCUUUGCCAACCUCCCCAACCAGGUGUAUCGGAAGUCUGUCAAAAGAGGGUUUGAGUUCACAUUAAUGGUUGUAGGUGAGUCUGGUCUCGGGAAAUCGACUCUCAUCAACUCCCUGUUCCUGACUGACCUCUACUCUAAGGACUACCCUGGCCCCUCCCACAGGAUUAAAAAGACUGUUCAAGUGGAACAGAGUAAAGUUUUGAUAAAAGAGGGAGGGGUCCAACUGACCCUAACCAUCGUGGACACACCAGGGUUCGGUGAUGCGGUUGACAACAGCAACUGCUGGCAGCCUGUCAUUAAUUACAUUGACAGCAAAUGCGAGGACUUCCUGAACGCUGAGUCAAGGGUCAACCGCAGGUCCAUGCCGGACAACAGAGUCCACUGUUGUCUAUAUUUUAUAGCGCCGUCUGGACACGGCCUAAAACCUCUUGAUAUAGAAUUUAUGAAGAGGCUACAUGACAAGGUAAAUGUCAUACCACUCAUCGCAAAGGCUGACACACUCACCCCAGAGGAGUGCCAUCUCUUUAAAAAACAGAUCAUGAAAGAAAUUCAAGAACACAAGAUUAAAAUCUACGAGUUUCCUGAUGUAGACGAGGAUGAGGACAAUAAGCUGGUCCGGAAGAUCAAGGAAAAAAUGCCGCUGGCAGUCGUUGGCAGCAAUGUCGUUAUCGAAGUGAACGGCAAGAAGGUCAGAGGUCGUCAGUACCCAUGGGGUGUGGCAGAAGAGGGCAUUUUUGUCGAGAAUGGGGAACACUGCGACUUCACUGUGCUGCGCAACAUGCUGAUCAGGACCCAUAUGCAGGAUCUGAAGGACGUCACCAACAACGUCCACUACGAGAACUACCGCAGUAAGAAACUUGCUGCUGUCACGUGUAACGGUGUGGACACCUCCAAGACCAAGGGACAGCUCACCAAGAGUCCCCUGGCUCAGAUGGAGGAGGAGCGCCGGGAGCAUGUGAUGAAAAUGAAGAAGAUGGAGGCAGAAAUGGAACAGGUGUUUGAGAUGAAGGUUAAGGAGAAGAAGCAGAAACUGAAGGACUCAGAGGCUGAGCUGGAGCGACGCCAUGAGCAAAUGAAGAGGAACCUGGAGGCGCAGUACAAAGAGCUGGAGGAGAAGAGGCGAGUGUUCGAGGAGGAGAAGGCCAACUGGGAGGCUCAGCAGAGAAUCCUCGAGCAGCAGAAGCUGGACGCCUCCAAGACGAUGGAGAAGAACAAGAAGAAAGGAAAGAUCUUCUGAAGAGAGACGACUGCUCGCUCCAGUUUUACAAACUUGUUUCCUUUGAUCCUGUCUGAAGUUCACAUUGUAACGUGGUCCUCAGAACACAACAGAACAUAACACAUGGCAUAACAACUCUCUGUGGAAGCCAUUUACACACACACACACACGCACACACACGCACACACACGCACACGCAAACACACGCACACGCACACGCAAACACACGCACACACACACGCAAACACACACACACACACGCAAACACACACACACACGCGCAAACACACACACACACACACACACACAACAGCUCACACGCUCGUCUCUCUGCAGGGUUUUACUGUAUCUCUUAAAACCUGUCUGUUUCCAUGGGGAAUGCAUGUGUUUGUGAAAUUCUAUUUUCCUAUAUUUCCUGACAAGGAGAAGUUCGAGUUCCUCUGAGUUUUCAGUGCGGUGUUAACACAUGGCAGGGACCAUGCAUGGCCAUCGUUCACAUGUAGUAGUUGUAUGUUCGCUAAGUAUUCAUAGAUCUGCAGAUAUACCAACUCUUUCUUUUAAUGUUCUAAAGAUUUAACAGGCGUGUGCACACUAAAGCUGUGAGGAGAAGGUAAAGUGUACGUGAGGGAAGGCAACUGAAUGACUCUGGGUCUGAGGAGAGCGGUCAGGUGGAGCUGAGGCCCGGUCUCACCGCAAACUGGCAAAAAGUAAACUGAUAAUGCCUGAAAACGUCCCGGUAGCGUUUCACUGAAAUGCAGGAUCGUUCUCAUGUGCCGUUCAGAGAGUUUGGAGGUGGACUGUGAUUCUUAGGUACCUGUUAACAUUAGUAGCUGUUUAAAAUGGAGCGUGAUCACAACACAUCUUCAUCUCCCAUCACUAAAUACAUGUUUUAAAUAAUAUUUUAGUAAAAGUGCUUCUCAGAUUUUUCUCAUUAGCAAAUUCAGCCCUGCAAUAAAAAUUACUUUGUCCAAUUAAAAAAAAAAAAAAAAUCUUAGAAUAAAAGUGUAGUUUUUUUAGCUUUUAAGUAAAAAUAAAAGGAUGCAGAGUUGGUUUACAUUCCAGAGCUCGUUCACUUGUUAGCAAUUACAUCUUUUAAGUUAAAGAACUUUCUCUCGUCAGACACACAAAACAAGCAAAAAACACAUUUUUAACAUUAGCAAUGUAGAAAUUACAAAUGAAAACUAAUCUAUUAAAAUUUGCCUCCUGUACUUUGAAUGGCUUUGUUAGCAAAUACACUUUUCUCCUGUUCCAAAUGUAUCUUUUAAUACUUAUUGUUUUCUUGUAAGUCACCUGGAAAAAAGUCAUUUUGAGGUCAUUUAGCAGUGUUAUUAUAUUCAAUGACUUACAAACAUAAAGUGUCCUCUCCUUUGUGACCGAAAACUUAAAUAUCUGUUGACAGCUUCCUAGCAAAAACUGCUCUCUAUUUUGGACUCUGUACCUUCAAAAUUUUAGUGUCCAGGCUCACUGGUACAAAUACAGAGAAUUAUUUUGAAAGAUUUGCCAGAUUUGUGGCUGUUGGUGGACCGGGCCUUCAGAUGGGAUCGUGCUGUAGGAGUUUCUUUACUAAAUGUUUUGUCUGAGGACGUGCUCGGAUCUAAAGCUUGCAGACUGGAGGGGAGGAAGCAUGUGUGUCACAGCAGCCAAGAUAUUGUCAUUGCAGUGUGUGUGUGUGUGUGUUAACAAUUUUUGAAUAAAUGACAAUAUGCAAAAAGCCUGAUCGGUGUCUGAAAACUUUACAGGUUACAGUGCUAAUAAAGAUGUUUUAUAUUGUAACGUGAGUGAUGGAUGUUGUCUUAGACCCGAAACCCUGAUGUUCACAUUUCUGUGACAUUUUUCCUUUUGGGUCCAACCACCAAAGGGACGACUUAUCAGAAAGCUGAAAUCUUCCUUUCACCUUCCUUUUAAGAAGACGUUUGCCAAAAACAGCCAAAACUUUGUUUGGCUUUAUUUUAGAGGAUUAUAUUUGUAUAUGUUCCAAACAGCUUGUGCACGCAACAAAACGCCAGCCCUCUCUUAAACUGUUAAACAGGUUAUAUAGAUGACAUGUUCAGGAGCUUUCCCAGAGUUGUCAUGUUUUAUUUUCAUAUGACGAUUAUAUUAAUAAUACUCUAUGUACGGUUGAAGAAAGACUCUUUAAUUCCCUUGUAGUUUUCUUAAAUGUUUUAGUGUGGCGGGCGUGGUCCUGCAUGGCAUCCGCAGUCAUGAGUCAUGCUCCGUCCGCUUAAAAUCUGUACUGGGUCUUGUGAUUGGAGUUGUUGAUCUGGCAGCAGGAGAGCUGCAGCUGUGUCUUUGUAACAGCAACCAUGCGUUUGAUAAGUAAUAAAGUAUGCUGCAAAGCAUGUUCAUGUCGUCGGUUCUGCCGUGGUCAUUUACAUUUAGAUUACUGUAUUUUUCACACUAUAAGGCGCACUUAAAAUCCUUUAAUUUUCUCAAAAAUCGACAGUGCACCUUAUAAUCCAGUGAAUUCUGGUUGUGCUUGCUGACCUCGAACCGAUUUUAUGUGGUACACAGCGCUCAAAUAUCUGUCAAAACAUGUUUUAGUAGGACUUCGGUAAGCUGCGAACCACACCGUUUAAUGGAUUGUCAGAGCAUUAGAGCUACUGUAGUCAGGAGCCUCGCAGAGUAAUCUGGGUCCUAAACUCUGUCCUGUUCAGGUCCUAAAGUCAAACAAACACUGCAGCAUCACUGAGAGUUAAAACAGCCUAAAUUCUUUCAUCUUUAAUAAAUUAAUGACCAGGUGUAACAAUUAAGUUUAACAUCCAGGCAUCCAUGAAAACAGAAUUUAUUAAAUUUACCAGCGUUAGAUAUUAGCAGGAAAUUAGCUCACUAGCUUCCACCUAAACCUAAAAUACCAUGUUCUGACUGAGAGAUUUCUGAAAAAUUCAAACGUACAGCUCUGCUAUCACUUCCAACGUAAAUAAAGACAGAAAACUAAACAGCAGUGACGUUUGUAGGGUUACUGAAGUUGGACUAGCUCGUAUAUAAUGAUGUGCUAUGUGAUCGCUAGCGACACAGCUAUCUUAGCGUAACAUAAGCACAGUGAAGCUGGAGGAUGAAUGCUUUUUUCCACUCGAUAAAAGUUAUCCUAAGGGUUCGCGAUGGUUAGGGACAAAUGCAAUCGCAUGGCAGGAUGCUUUAAACUUCCAAACUUCAGUCAGGAGAGGCACCUUAUAAUCCGGUGCACCUUACCUGUUCAUCGACAGUGCGCUUUAUAGUUCAGAGUGCGCCUUUUGGUCCGAAAAAAACUAGUUUCAUUUAGAGCAAAAGGGACGAAGCUUACACUUAAGCAUACUUCAUAUUACCCGUAUGGAUUUGUUUAUGAUGGUAAUGCAUAUAUAUUGUGUACAUACUGGAGGCUCCUCAGUGGCGCUUUUUUCUCUUUGUUUGUAUUUGGUUAUUCUGUUUUUUAUAUAUAAAUAUAUGUCUGGAAUGAACCACAAUUUUUACUUAGAACAGAACUUGAAGUGUAAAACUCGCCCUAGAAACAUUUCCAUACAUCUAUAUGAUCGCAUAGAAACUGUAUGCAUCUUUGCCAAUGAGCGCGCCUUCUCAGGACCCUUCUGUUUAAUUCUCUGGUCCUACAAGAUGGAAUUUUACUUUGAAAUGCUUGGGAACCACCCACCCAUCAAAUAACAUGUUCGAUACUUUUUUUUUUCUUAUUUUUUGUAAUAUUUUCUUUAUGUAUAUUUACAUAUACACAUAGUUUUCUACUUCAUUUUGUUUUCUCAUGUGUUCUGUCUCUAACUGUACAUGGUUAAUAUUAAAGUUGAAAAAUUUAUGCUAGAA
Messenger RNA from Oreochromis niloticus (Nile tilapia), 5349 nucleotides. Its product is annotated as septin-7. Gene Ontology annotation, cellular component: septin complex. The transcript is spliced from 14 exons. Lineage: Eukaryota; Metazoa; Chordata; Actinopteri; Cichliformes; Cichlidae. The record is from RefSeq and is a predicted model, not a curated record. Bases 283 to 1584 code for a protein of 433 amino acids. Gene Ontology annotation, molecular function: GTP binding.